Messenger RNA from Phalacrocorax carbo (great cormorant), 6487 nucleotides. The record is from RefSeq and is a predicted model, not a curated record. Lineage: Eukaryota; Metazoa; Chordata; Aves; Suliformes; Phalacrocoracidae.
CCCGCCCACUGCGGCCCGCCCAGGGCCUGCCCGCACGCCCGCCCGGGACCGGCUCCGGCUCCGCAGCGGCGGCUGUAGCUGCAGCCGCCGCCGCCGCCGCCCGUUGCAGCGCCGGCGCCGAUGCCUCCUGCGGCUGCCCGGCAGGGAAGAUGGCGCCGUCCCACGUCCUCAAGUGUUGCCAGAAGGUGUUGGCCUGGGUGCCCGUGGCCUUCAUCGCCCUGGUCGUGGCCUGGUCUUACUACGCCUACGUGGUGGAGCUGUGUGUGUUUACUAUUUCUUCAACUGCAGAAAAAGUUGUCUACCUUGUGGUUUUUCAUCUGUCAUUUGUCAUGUUUGUAUGGUCCUAUUGGAAGACAAUUUUCACAUCUCCUGCAUCCCCCUCUAAUGAGUUCUGCUUGUCAAAAGCUGAUAAAGAACAAUAUGAAAAAGAAGAGAGACCAGAAUCCCAGCAGGAGAUUUUGAGAAGAGCUGCUAAAGACUUGCCUAUCUAUACGACAACAGCGUCGAGAGCAAUCAGAUACUGUGAUCGAUGCCAGCUAAUCAAACCUGACCGCUGCCACCACUGUUCUGCAUGUGACAUAUGUGUAUUAAAAAUGGAUCACCACUGUCCAUGGGUGAAUAAUUGUGUGGGAUUUUCUAACUACAAAUUCUUCCUCCUGUUUUUAAUGUAUUCCUUACUGUACUGUCUGUUUGUUGCUGCUACAGUCUUGCAGUACUUCAUAAAGUUUUGGACAAAUGAAUUGCCAGAUACCCAUGCAAAAUUCCACGUACUAUUCCUUUUCUUUGUGGCAGCCAUGUUCUUCAUCAGCAUACUCUCACUCUUCAGCUACCACUGCUGGCUAGUUGGCAAAAACAGAUCAACCAUAGAAACAUUCCGUGCACCCACAUUUCGAAAUGGCCCUGAUAAAAAUGGUUUUUCUCUUGGAUGCAGCAAAAAUCUGAGGGAGGUUUUCGGAGAUGAAAAGAAGUAUUGGCUACUCCCUAUUUUUACCAGUUUGGGUGACGGGUGUAAUUUUCCAACUCGUCUGGUGAUUAUGGAUCCAGAGCAACUUACUGCCUCAAGCCAAAAUGAACCUGCCAAAAGCUCUGGAACCAAUCAGUCCUUUCCUACUCGACCACUCAGUGAAUCACAAAAUCGAUUGCUAGCCAGCGACAGUCAGUGGGUGGAAAGUGGCCCUGAAGAGGAAAAUGUUAAAUCAGGUGCAAAAAAGCAUAUUAUAGUUUCCUUGGAAAGCUGAUCUCAGCUUAUUACCAACCAACCAUCUCAAUGAGAAACAGGUUUCUGCAACACAUUUUGUGCUUGAAUAUUACUUAGUUUUGUUUGGAAGAAGUUGAUUAGUAAAAAAUGGAACAUGAACAUUUUAGGAAGAGACAAGAAAUUCAAGUUUCUGCACAGUACAAUGGAUUCUUGUAAGCACUAUUGCAGAGCAGGGAAGUUAAGACAGAUGCCUUAAGAUUCUUAAUGUGCAUUUUAUGCAACACUGAAUUAUAUACUGCUACCAAAGGGCCAAAUCCUGAAGUGCCCUGCUUGGAUGCACAAGGUCCAAAGGUCCAGAGUGGGAACUAUGCAUUUCUGUUAUGCUGCAGUGGUGGGGGUAGAUUGCAGAGACUCCUGCCUCCCCAUGGGCAAACUUCAUACCUUAGGCACUGCAGAAGUCACUUCCAUUGCAGGUCUCCAGGGUACAGAAGGAAAGAAAAAAGGAAAAGAAAAAAAAAAAGGUGGGGGUGGGGGGGUGUGGUAAAAUCAACAUAGAGCACGGCCAGUGAGUCUGAAGUGCGAAUAUACAUAGUUCAAAUACCAGGUGAUGGGGAAGUGACUGGAUGAUGUCUUCUCCCCUCUUCCUAUUAACCUGCCCCAUGAUCAUAGCUCUCAAAGUCUUUUGAGACUGAGGAUUCCUUCUACUAGCUGUGCUUUGGAGCAAGGCAGUGCCAACAACGUAAAAGCCUUUUACUUGGGUGUCGCUUUUUCUGCUAUAGGAUUGAGCCCCCUCACCAUUUUAAUUUGAUUUAUUUAACUAUAUCGAGAACAGAGCUCAGAGAAGGGAACUCUGGUUUAGUUGAAAAAACAUGGAUUAUUACUCUCCAGCAAUUGUCUGUCAGCAUGCAAAGAAAAGCCAGUCCAAAAAGGAAUUAACAAUUGUUACAUUUUCUGUUAAUGUCUGCAGUGUUCUGUAUGAGGCAAUAACAAAAUGAUAAAGUACCCCGAGAAAAACCUUAUUGCAUUUGUGUGUUGUUAGAAGAUGGAACUGGAGGAGUACUGCUUUUUCUGUGGGACACUUGAUGGUUUAUAAAUACUAUUUUAUACUUUUGUUUUAUCUUUUUAAUAAAGGCACAAGUUUUUAUUGGUUCUAAAGUACCAUUUAAACAAAUACCAAGUACUUAUGAGUACUUACGAGAAAAUUAGUGUUGGAUCAUACAUCUGUGUUAACACACUGAAAAUCUGUAUGCUUUAGCCUGCCAAUUUCAAGUCCAGUUUAAGUGAUGCUGAAAUUGCUAAAGAUUGAAUGCUUUGUGCAGUGAUGUACCUGUGCACAAAAGGCAAAAUCUGUUUCCUGUGUGAGGAAUAAAGUCCAUCCUAAGCUCAAGACCUACAGCAAACAACAUGGGGUUUUUUUUCCCCUAUCUCCUCUGUAGAGAAGACUGCUGACUCAUCCUUGGGUGGUAUUGGAAUUCUGCACCUGGAAAAAGUGAUAAAGACUGUUUUCCUGUCUGUAAUUUUUCUGAUGUUCAGCUGAUGCUGAUUAGAUCAGCAAAGCCCCUACAAAGCCCCUUUGAUGCAGAUGAUCUGGACCAAAAGAACCUCUUUGGUCUCUCUCCCAGAGUGAUUGCUACUUAAGUACGUUUAUGAUGGAAAUAAUAAGGUAACAAACAUAGUGUAAGGUUUAGAACCAGUAUUUUUUGUCUUUGGAAAGAAUAAAUUUUUCUUUAAAAUUAAUCUGCUAGAACAAGAACACUCUGAGAAUGUAUGAACAUGAUUUGGUCCCUGUUGGAUGUUCUUGGGACAGAAGUAAUGGUGCAAAGCUGCAUGUUUUACGAAAGUUGCAGAAUGUUUCUUCAAACUUUGUACAAGAAAUUUUGCAUUUGCCAAGUUCAAAACUUAACAAAAACAUUUGCUACAUAUUAAUCUGAAAGGUUUAGCUUUUUCUUCUCAAACAUCAAGUGAGAAGUGCUCGUCUGAAUACAAGCUCUCAGCAGGACUGCACCAGCAAAAUUUCUUGGGGAAGACAACAGAGACAGAAGACUGCAAGUUGAAAUGGCUCAUUCCGUAUAUCAAAAUCUGCAGCCCCAAACACUGGUGGAACUGUAAUGGACGGCCCAGAAUAUCAUCUGGCGUUUACUGCAUCAGCGUAUUACAGCUGCGGUAACGCAUACAUGCACAGUCAUUGUCUGGCAGAACUAUAAGCAAAAAUCUAUGGCUCUAAUAUGGUGAAUAUCACUGAUUCAGCAAUAUGGUCUCUGCUCACCCCCACCCCUGAAGUACUCAAUAUACCCCCAUAUGAAUGUAUAUAUACUGUAGGCUAACAUCAGUAUAACUUGUUUGAUUUCUUAAGUCAGGAAAAACUGCAUGUAAAGAGACUGGGCUAAGUCCAUGUGUGUUCUCUGGCAAGUGCUGGUCUUCUGAAAGCAGUUUUUUGCAUAAUCUGAUGGACGUUUUUGUGGCUUUUCAUGAAGAGCUGAUGUUUCUGACAUGUUUAUGCAGAUCACAGGUGCAUUUUGUCCCACAUUUCUCUCAUGUUUCAGAUGAGGAAAGGAAGAGAGCAGUGAGCUUAAGAUACUCUUGAGGCCAGAGUUACUGUUGGUAUAAAAGCAGGCAUUACUGAAAAGUCACUUUGACAAAUAUGAAAUGUAGUAAAACGAUUUGAAUAUUUACCGCCCCCAACCCUCCCUGCCCCAGGAACUGGUUACUAAGAGAAACGCCAGGCUGAUACAAAGGAAUUAUGUUCUCCAAGGGAGUGAACUGUAAGGGCCCACUGGUGAGUGGGAUGGGGGGCUCAGGUUUUCCUGGCAGGCUUUGGCUGUGGAGGUACCACAUCUAAGGUGGCAGGAUGACGUCUUCUGUCUUUCAGAGUUCUGUCGUGACAGCUCCCUAGCCAUAAACAAGGGCAUUCUGUGCUCUAUCAAAGAGUAGGAUAGGCCAAAUAAGGGAGCAAGCCAGGAAUUAAAAAGUUGGUGAGGACAAAGAGCUGUUUGGCUGUUGAGUUGCAGGCAGGCUUGGGUGUCACUGCCAGCAGAGGCAGGGGGGCUGUAGGGCUGCUCCAGGAAAUAGGUCCUUUUGGCCAAUGCACUUGAAGAGCUGAAAACUUCAGGAGAGUGCAGUGAGAAGAGCAGACCUGCCUGUUCAGGAGGUCAGAAGGGAGACGGAUCCUGAGAAAACAACUGCUUCGGGUGCUGGGUCACGUGGUACGUGCUGCAUUUGUGCUUUAACCUACUCUGUAUCGGCAAAUCUUGAAAAUACCUAGAUUGUCACUAAAAAUAACAGCCCUUAAGGUUUUAAAUCCAUCAAAAUAGUGUUGCAAGCCAUAAAUAAUAUUGUAGUUACCAUAGGAUAGUUGACAUUGGCUGGAAUUAGGAACUAUGCUUUAGUAUUUUUCCCAGGGAAGUGGUUGACUUGGUCACGUUGGACACCUUCAAGAGUCGUCUGGACAGGGUGCUGGGCCAUCUUGUUUAGACUCUGCUCUUCCUAGAAAGGUUGGACUAGAUGAUCCCUGAGGUCCCUUCCAACCUGGGAUUCUGUGAUUCUGUGAUUCUGUAUUUCUUACUACUCUUUUCUUUUAGAAGAAUCCACACACGAGUCAUGCACACAAAAUGACACUGAACUCCCAGUGUGAGGACAGAAGCCUGAAGCAGGGCAAGAUUUCAGUGUGGUAUCUCCUCGAGAUUUCUGAAAUGUCUUGGGAUGAUAAACCUGUCCCUGUAAAGAUGCGGCAAGGAGAGCCAUAAAUAGAAAAGAAUACUUAAAACUACACAGCUGAUACUAUUUUUUUCUUACAGCAAUUUAUUCAGAGACACUAGAACAUGCGCAUCAUUGCUGCUCCUACUGAAGGCAUGUUACGGGAGGAGGGCAGGAAGAGGCGUAGGUUUCUGCUGUAAAUGAUUUCCUACAGUAUUACCCUGAGAUUGCAACAUCACAAGUUAGAUGCAUUCUUUGAUUGAAGACUUCCACUUAAAAUACUCAGAGGGUUAUUUUAGAGGGAGUUUGGGCACUUAUAGUGACUUGAGUAGAAAUUAUGGUAACACUUUUGUUAAAGCUGGCCCUUGGGUGUGGAAUUUGCAGGUACCAAGCUGGCUUUGGCAUGCUGCUGUUGGAAACUGGUCCUGGCCUCCAGAAUGCUAAAUGCCUGCAGUUUGCAGGUACCAUUUCUUCCCUCGUUUGAUCUUGUGUGGCUCGUCUGUAUUGUAAACAAUCUUUUGGGGUUUGGAGGGUUUGGUCAAGUUCAAUACCAUUCGAUAUCCACUCCAGAACUUCUUGAUCUGUUUGAAGCAUGGUCCAGUUGUAGCUCACCAGAACCCCAAGAGGAGGGAAAAAAAGGAGCGUCUGGCGCAGCAUUAAUGUCUGGCAGAUUUACCAAGCAGUGUCUUGACUCUGACAUAGAUUAACCAGAUCUGCCUAGAUCUGGGGCACUGACUGACCAUAGUUAUUAAAAACUAAAAAACAAACGAAAAAAAAACCAACUUUGAGGUUCAUAGUGUAUGUUCUCUGAGGACACCAAUCUAAAAUUGUACAGAAUUGGGGGAUUUGGGUAUGCAUUUACAGAGGCUCCAGAUAGCGGCUACUCUAAGUGCAGAUUGAGGACACGUCUUUGACAGUACCUAAAAAAUAGCUAGGUAUGCAACAUCAGAGGCUCUGCUAUCCCUAAAUGGCACCAAAGAGAGCAGCUGCAUAUGAAGUGAUUUAUACUGAACACAUUUACUACACUCAUUUCUAUCAAUUUAUUUUGUAUAUAUAGACAGCUUUUUAUAUGCAUUUUUCUUAAUUAUGUAACUGUCAUGAAACGUCACAAAGCUGCAAGUUUAGUUAGUUCUAAUGUUGAUUAAAACUGGUGUUUGGCUGUUGGUUUUCUGCAGCAAUUACUUGAAUCUUGUUUCCAUUAGGUAGUAAGUCUGACAACGUUUACAGGAUCGCUUGCUUUGUUUUUGGAGGGGUUCCCCAUCUUUCUUCCCAACCCCUGCCCCAAGAAACAGAGAGCACGUGCUCAGCAGUCAGGAUGUGUGGAGGAUGAUGUGUUGAGAUCACCUUUAUUGGCGCCAAAGCAUUAAUCGUGACACAGAGUUAUUUUUAAUUGUGCUGCCUAAACUUGUAAUGAGCUGUAUUUAAGUUUGAGGUGAAGUGCAAAAGAUCUAUGUAAUAACACAUUUAUUUUAUUUUUUGUAUGUUACAGAUAGGACUAGUCCUAUGCACAGAGAAAACAUGUUGCCAUUUAUAGUUUAAUACUUGAAGUAACUUUUUUAAAUGGGCUUUUAUAAAUGAAUUAAAUAUAAAAUCACA